AUGAACCCUGGUCGUGGCAUCGUCGACGUCAUCUCAGUGAUCCUGCAGUCUCUUCUCUUCACGGCCAUGGGCACCUGCACCGCCCGGGAGAAGAAGCCGAGAUACUACCAGAAGUUUACCCGGUCACUCUCGUCCUUGGCCACAGCUGCAUCUGAGUCUGGGUCCGCGACAAUGCAAGGGCUGCAGUCCAUGGCCAGCGGCAUCCAGGGUCGCCUGUCCUCCAGCUCGGACACUGCUCAGUCGCCUUGGGCUUGGCUGGCACCCUGUCAGAUCUGCGAGAAGCCGCAGACGACCGAUGAGAUCGUGGUGGACUCCCGGCGAAGUUGA
Symbiodinium necroappetens is the source of this 327-nucleotide messenger RNA. Lineage: Eukaryota; Dinophyceae; Suessiales; Symbiodiniaceae. The record is from the annotation of a GenBank genome assembly.